This is a messenger RNA of Xyrichtys novacula (pearly razorfish), 2044 nucleotides long. Lineage: Eukaryota; Metazoa; Chordata; Actinopteri; Labriformes; Labridae. The record is from the annotation of a GenBank genome assembly.
AGUCACACUCUAACUGAAUCCUCUGAGGUGCUUUGAGACACAUUAACCACGAUACAGCCUCACUGCGGCACAGACCAAAGCGGAUCUGCAAGAACAAACUAGCGAGCGAGGAACAAUGAUCAGAAAAACCGUUCUUGUGACAGCCGUGUGCUCCCUCCUCAUCCUCAGCAGCUUCGUCGACAGGACUCAGUCAGGUGAGUUUUUAACAUCCUCGUUCAUUAAUGUGGAUGCUCUCAGGGAGAAAAUGUGCACUGUCUCACAAAGUAAAGCUCCAAGUACCUGUGAAUGCAGAGUGAAAGUGCAGGAAUUUUUUUUGAUUUUUUAAAAUCUAUUUUAUUUAUUUAUUUUUAUUUUUAUUUUGUUUUAUUUUUAUUUUUAUUUUGUUUUAUUUUUCAAUUUUUUUAAAUUUAUUUAUUUUUAAUUUUUAUUAGUAUUUUUAUUAUUAUUAUGAUUAAAUUUAAGCCAAGAAUUUUGUUUCAGCAUCAAAAAAACAUCCUGAAAAUAUCAGUUUAAAUAUAUUUAAUCUGAACACUUAUGUCUGUUUCUUUGCAGCGAGCUGCUGCCUGUGGUACACGAGACGACACCUGAAAUGCAACAGGCUGCUGGGUUACACCAUCCAAACCAUCAACACGUCCUGCGACAUGAACGCCGUUAUGUGAGUCACAGUUCUGCCAAAUCUGACAUGAGCGAUUACUCAGUGACACAAAUAAACAGACGGACUGAUGAGUUUGUGGUGAAGUUAAAUUGACUGAACAAAAAAAAAGAAAGAGUGUUUUAUAGUUGCUGGUGCGUAACAACUAAAACUAGCCUGAGCUUGCACUUAAAUAGUUAGCUCCUCUGAAGACUUUAAGCUAGUUAGGAAAAAGCUAAAUUUAAUACCGAUGUUUCCUUAUGACGUUCUGAUUGGGUCACGAACAGCUGGUCAAAAAAGUUAUUUUACGUGAUAUUGAAGUUAUUUAAUAUUUUCUGCACAAGCAACUUCAGUAGUUGUCGUCCUCAUGUUGUCCCCUUCACUUCACUCACUAAAACAAGUGAAUUUAUGUUAAAGAUUAAAGUCUUUAUAGUUUUUGUUUUUCUUUUUAUAAAAAUAAAUUUGCUUGGUUUGAAUUCUAUAAAUUUAGAUUUAGUGAAAAACUGAUUCAGCUGCCUGUUUCAACCUCCACACCCGAGUGUUUGCAUAAGGGUUUUGACUGAAGUGAAAGUACAUAAACCCUGAAUGUUUGACCUCAAACAUCAAAUACCACUUAGUAAACCAGGAACACAAACAACUUUCCCAGUUAAAGUUUAGCCCAGAAUCAGCCGUCAGGAAUGUGUGUAGAAACGCUUUGGGGGGGCUAACUCUGAGGAAUGAGAGGGAGAGAGAGAGAGAGAGAGUCUGUUCCGUGAGGGCGAGCGCUCGUGGUUAAUUUUUGUCUCUGUUUCCUGGAUUCCACAGCUUCCACCUCAGGGGAAGGUUCAUCUGCGCCAAUCCAUCAUCCAGUCAUACCCAAAACCUGAUGAAGUGCUUAGAGUGAGUACGCUUAAAUCAGUUUAUUCUGCUUUUUUAAAAAUAUUACCUCGCUGUUAGGCUCGUGUGUGACUAAACUUCGUGUUUCUUUUUCCUCCGUAGCGACAAGAAUAACCCAAAAACUCAGAAAGAGGAAAUCCAGAAAACCACGGCAUCGUCUUGAACCGUCGACAGACAGACGGAGAAAAUCCCCAUCCUCCUCUUGACUUAAAAAAACAAACAAACUGUGACGGGGACUGUUGUGAUAUUCUGUGACCUUUCUUCUUGUAUUGUUCUGUUUUAUAAACAGGGAAGAGUAGUAUUUUUAAUACGAAAAACAUAAUUAUUUCUUUACUAUUUAUCUCUAAUAUUAUGCAAAGUUUUUGUACUAAUGCGAUAACAGCUACUUCAUGUAUUCAAAGAUUGGGAUUUAUACUGUGGAGUAAUUCAGCAGUAUUGUGAGUCAUUGUGAUUGUAUUCCAUUCAACACGACUAUGUUGGUAACUCAGAAACUUUUUAAUGUCUAAAAAUAAAGACGUUUUAAAAACACUUUAAAAA